GGCCCUGCGACAGACUGGCGACCUGUCCAGGGUGUACCCCGCCUUCGCCCAUUGGCAGCCGGGCUAGGGUCCGGCACCCCCGCGACCCCGAAAGGGACGAAGCGGUCAGGAAGAUAAAUGAAUAAACGAGGUUCAUUAGAUAAUUCAUACAAUCCUACCCUUUAAAAUGUCAGGACAGUUGGAGGGGUAGGGGAAGAAUUCAGAUUCAGUCCAAUACGCUGGAAAUAAUAGUGUUUGCAUAUUUAGACAGUCUAAUAAAACUUGACAUCUCGAGCCAUGAGGUCCUCCAUUGGAAAUGCAUUACCUCCUAACUCCAGUUAUUUUGGUCUCAAACCUACCAGCACAGACAGAAUGGAUGUCAUUGUUGAUGAUUCUCCACAGAGUGGACCAGCAGAGCUCAGAGACUCCCAGUGGUCCGUCUGUCCAGCAGCAUCAAACACAGCUGGACUCCAUAUUUCUGCUGCUGGAGGACAACAUUGUUAAUUUUGUGAAGAAGGAGCUGAAAAAGAUCCAGAAGCUUCUGAGUCAGAGGGAGGAUGAGGAGGAAACGGAGAAGGAAGAUGAAGAUCAGAGGAGCAGCAGAGAGUCACUGAUGAAGAUCACAGAGAACUUCCUGAGGAGAAUGAAGCAGGAGGAGCUGAUUGAUCAACUGCAGAACAGAUCUCUUGCUGCAGUUUGUCGGCAUCAAGUCCAAUCUAGCCAGAAGGAGAAGUUCCAGUGUGUGUUUGAGGGAAUCUCUAAAGAAGGAAACACGACCCUUCUGAAUGAGAUCUACACAGAGCUCUACAUCACAGAGGGAGGAACUGGAGAGCUGAAUGAAGAACAUGAGGUCAGACAGAUUGAAGCAGCAUCCAGGAAAGCAGACAGAGCAGAAACCAGCAUCAGACAAGAAGAGCUCUUUCAACUCCCAGCUGGAAGACAAGAACCAAUAAGAACCGUGAUGACAAAGGGAGUGGCUGGCAUCGGGAAAACAGUCUUAACACAAAAGUUCACUCUGGACUGGGCUGAAGGCGAAGCCAACCAGAACAUCCACUUCAUAUUUCCAUUCACUUUCAGAGAGCUGAAUCUCCUGAAAGAGGAGAAGUUCAGCCUGGUGGAACUUGUUUAUCACUUCUUCCCGGAAACCAAAGAAGCAGGAAUCUGCAGCUUUGAAGACUUCCAGAUCAUCUUCAUCUUUGAUGGUCUGGAUGAGUGUCGACUUCCUCUGGACUUCAACAAGACUCAGAUCCUAACUGACCCUAGAAAGUCCACCUCAGUGGGUGAUCUGUUGACAAACCUCAUCAGGGGGAACCUGCUUCCCUCUGCUCGCCUCUGGAUAACCACACGACCUGCAGCAGCCAAUCAGAUCCCUCCUGGAUAUGUUGACACGGUGACAGAGGUCAGAGGGUUCAAUGAUCCACAGAAGGAGGUGUACUUCAGGAAGAGAUUCAGAGAUGAAGAGCAGGCUAGAAGGAUCAUCUCCCACAUCAAGACAUCCCGAAGCCUCCACAUCAUGUGCCACAUCCCAGUCUUCUGCUGGAUCACUGCUACAGUUCUGGAGGAUCUGCUGAAGAGCAGAGAGGGAGGAGAGCUGCCCAAGAGCCUGACUGAGAUGUACAUCCACUUCCUGGUGGUUCAGGCCAAAGUCAAGAAGAUCAAGUAUGAUGGAGGAGCUGAGACAGAUCCUCCCUGGAGUCCAGAGAGCAGGAAGAUGAUGGAGUCUCUGGCAAAACUGGCUUUUGAGCAGCUGCAGAAAGGAAACCUGAUCUUCUAUGAAUCCGACCUGACAGAGUGUGGCAUCGAUAUCAGAGCAGCCUCAGUGUACUCAGGAGUGUUCACACAGAUCUUUAGAGAGGAGAGAGGACUGUACCAGGACAAGGUGUUCUGCUUCAUCCAUCUGAGUGUUCAGGAGUUUCUGGCUGCUCUUCAUAUCCACCUGACCUUCAUCAACAAUGAAGUCAACCUUUUGGAAGAACAGCAGAAAAAGUCAAAGCUCUUUAAAGUGAAACAAAGCACCUCAGUCCAGUUCUACAAGAGUGCUGUGAAGAAGGCCUUACAGAGUCCAAAUGGACACCUGGACUUGUUCCUCCGCUUCCUCCUGGGUCUUUCACUGCAGACCAAUCAGAAUCUGCUACGAGGUCUGCUGACUCAGACAGGAAGUAGCUCACAGACCAACCAGAAAACAGUCCAGUACAUCAAGAAGAAGAUCAGUGAGAAUCUGUCUGCAGAGAAAAGCAUCAACCUGUUCCACUGUCUGAAUGAACUGAAUGAUGGUUCUCUAGUGGAGGAGAUCCAACAGUUCCUGAGUUCAGGAAGUCUCUCAACAGAUGAACUGUCUCGUGCUCAGUGGUCAGCUCUGGUCUUCAUCUUACUGUCAUCAGGAGAAGAUCUGGAAAUAUUUGACCUGAAGAAAUACUCUGCUUCAGAGGAGGCUCUUCUGAGCCUUCUACCAGUGAUCAAAGCCUCCAGCAAAGCUCUACUGAGUGGCUGUAAUCUGUCAGAGAGAAGCUGUGCAGCUCUGUCCUCAGUUCUCAGCUCCCAUUCCUCAAGACUCAGAGAUCUGGACCUGAGUAACAACAACCUGCAGGAUUCAGGAGCGAAACAGUUGUCAGCUGGACUGGAGAGUCCAGACUGUGAACUGGAGACUCUAAGUCUGUCAGGUUGUCUGAUCACAGAGGAAGGCUGUGCUUCUCUGGCUUCAGCUCUGAACUCCAAUCCCUCCCAUCUGAGAGAGCUGGACCUGAGCUACAAUCAUCCAGGAGAGGCUGGAAUUAAGUUGCUUUCUGCUGCACUGGAGGAUCCAGACUGGAGACUGGACACUCUCAGGGUGGAGCCUGCUGGAGCCCAGUGGUUGACUCCGGGUCUGAAGAAGUAUUCCUGUCGCCUCACAAUCGACAUAAACACAGUGAACAGAAACCUCAAACUGUCUGACAAAAACAGGAAGGUGACCUUUGAGGAGGAGCUUCAGUCAUAUCCUGAUCAUCCAGACAGAUUUGAUCAGUGGUAUCAGCUGCUGUGCAGAGAUGGUCUGACUGGUCGCUGUUACUGGGAGGUUGAGUGGAGAGGCCAAGUUACAAUAUCAGUGAGUUACAGAGGAAUCAGAAGGGAAGGAGUUAGGAGUGACUGUUUCUUUGGGGAGAACAAUCAGUCCUGGAGUCUGUUCUACUCUGAUUCUGAUGGUUUCUAUGUCUGGCACGAUGACAAAAAGACACAAAUCUUCCCUUCCUCUUCUUCCUCCUCUUCCUCCCUCAGAGCAGCAGUGUAUGUAGACUGUCCUGCUGGAACUCUGUCCUUCUUCAGAGUUUCCAGUGACUCACUGAUCCAUCUUCACACCUUCAACACCACAUUCACUGAACCUCUUUACCCUGGAUUUGGGCUCUGGUCUGAUUCCUCAAUGGUUCUGAGUUAAGUUCAGUCUUAAUGUUCUGGUUCUUUUAGAGGAAACCAGAAAAUCACGUUUCUCUUUGUUUUGUUAUUUUUGCACACAAAAGGCAAUUAUAUGAUUACAAACUAGACAUAGACUUUAAUACCAAAUCCAAACUCUUCCUCUAACCCUCCAGCUUCUAGCUACCCCUCCAAUUGUAGGGGGAUUUAAAGGGGUAAAAGGGGACAAAGCAAUAUUUUAAUCUGUCAAACAAACACAAAAGCCGAGAGCUUCUUGUUUUGGAGAGUUAUAUUUUGACAAAUGCAACUUUUUUGUGUGGGGCUGUAUUGUAAAAGAGAAGAGAGAGAAAAAGUGUAUAAAAGAGAAAAAGUUGUGUAAAAUGUCAGUCUUUGUAAAACAAGGAUUUGUUGUGAUGCUCCAAACAAGCGACAUUUCUGUCUCUCACAGUCCUGUAACUUUUUUAACUGUUUAACAGCGGAGGUGAAUGAAGCAUUGUCACUUUUCCACAUCAGCCUUCAUGAACGAGUGAUUUAGCUGAACAGGCACGAUAGGAAAAAAAGUUUGUUUGACACGUUGUAAUUAAAAUGUUGUAAUAAUGACUGUAUUUUGAAGCUGUUUCUGUGAGAUGACAGUUGGAGCAAUAUGAGCUUGUGUCUAUGGAUGGAAUGUGAGUGCAUGAAUUUAAUCUGCGAGCUGUUUCACAUGUAUGACUAAAAAAUACUUUCUGUUAGGCCAAAUGUAAAUAUAAAAUGUGAACACGUUUUGAAAUUAAUACCACAGCUGAUUGCCACUCCAUUUACUGAGGGUGAAAAAAAAUUUAUGAUGCUGUCUAACUGAGGGAAAUUUAUAUUGCUAUAAUUUUCAAAUUAUAAAAAAGUAAAAAUAUUUAAUUUUAUAUGCAAUAAAAGUAGCAUCACAGAAUGACCUUACAUAAGUUACUCAGGUUUUGUGUCAUAAUGUUAAAACAGAUGAAUAAACCAAAAACGUGUUUGUUUGUUUUUUUUUUUAUGUUAAUAGCUGUGAACUUCUUAGAAUAGAUAGAAUAGAUUGAUGUUGUUUUGUUCUGGCGUAUCCAUAACUAUUUCUAUAUGUAUGAUAUACCACAAAAGUAGUACUUUAUGUUUCAAAGAAGCAUAGUUCUAAUACUAUUUAAGCUAUUUCCCUUCUGAAAUAUUGUUAUGAAAGCACUUUUUUGAGUUAAGUGUGUUUAAAAAGCUAUUUGACCUGCUGUUUGUGAACUAAAUAAAAUUUCUGAUCUAAUGGAAAGGAUUUGUAUUUCUUUGUGCUA
Molecule: messenger RNA, 4652 nt
Organism: Oryzias melastigma (Indian medaka)
Lineage: Eukaryota; Metazoa; Chordata; Actinopteri; Beloniformes; Adrianichthyidae
Product: NLR family CARD domain-containing protein 3-like
Exons: 7
Coding region: 296-3388 (1030 amino acids)
Molecular function (GO): protein binding
Source: RefSeq, a predicted model, not a curated record